AUGAUACCUUUCUCGUAUGUGUAUAGAAAAAAUGCGCCGAUUUUCUCCACCAUGCGCACCUGCAUCGUGGUCAUGGGCGUGGCCGGCGCGGGCAAAACGACGGUCGGCGAGGCGCUGGCGCGCGCGUACGGAGCGCCGUUUUGUGAUGCCGAUGAUCUUCAUACGCCUGCAGCUGUGGCCAAGAUGGCGCGGGGCGAGGCAUUGACGGACGAGGAUCGGUGGCCGUGGAUCGUGCGUGUACGUGAAGCGGCGGAGCGCGCUGCGAAUCCGCGGUGCGUCGUCGCAUGCUCGUGCCUUCGGCGUGCGUACCGUGACGUGCUUCGCGCGACAGAGAUGCGCGUGGUGUUUGUGUACUUGCCGGUCGAUCCUGCUGUCGUAAUGGACCGACUCCAGCGCCGCCGCGGUCAUUUCAUGAAGGCCGACAUGCUCGCGUCGCAGCUCGCUACGCUGGAGCCGCCCGAUGCUGACGAGGCCAUCACUGUGUCGCAGGCGCGUGUGGACGAUAUCGUCGCUGAGCUACGGGACAAGAUCUAG
Molecule: messenger RNA, 534 nt
Organism: Malassezia restricta
Lineage: Eukaryota; Fungi; Basidiomycota; Malasseziomycetes; Malasseziales; Malasseziaceae
Product: gluconokinase
Exons: 1
Coding region: 1-534 (177 amino acids)
Cellular component (GO): cytoplasm
Molecular function (GO): gluconokinase activity
Source: RefSeq, a predicted model, not a curated record